Molecule: messenger RNA, 1728 nt
Organism: Brugia malayi
Lineage: Eukaryota; Metazoa; Nematoda; Chromadorea; Rhabditida; Onchocercidae
Exons: 10
Coding region: 1-1728 (575 amino acids)
Source: RefSeq, a predicted model, not a curated record
AUGGCAGCCAAUGAAAAAGAGGAAGACAUAAAGGACAGUGAUGAAUGCGAUAUGAUAAGUGAUAGUGUUUCGCUGGAUGAAUGGGACAUAGGAAAGCAAGUAUAUUUUAAUGAUGUCAUCAUGCGCAAGGUGGUCAGUUUUGUGAAUGAUAUUAAGGAUCGACAAAAUUUAGAACUUUCUAGCAUAGCUAUGAAUGAUCUUAGUUCUCGUGUUCCAUAUAUCAGCUAUAACAAUGACAAUAGUAUUUUGGAUAUGUAUUUUACGAGAAUCGAACCAGUGAUGAACAUAAGUGUUGCUGGUAACGAUUUCAAGGUGAUGGCAUUAACAUCUAGUGUUCGACGUACCUGUGUGGACAAUCCGAUAUCUCAGUCAAAUACAUGCAUCCUUAAAAUGCAACAUAUUAUCAGACGUUUCUCACGACAAAUUCGUCGAUUACAUAUUGGUGGCAUUUCUGAUUUCGAGCGUCGCCUAGGUUACAUUCCAGAUCAUCAACUUGUGUUGAGUCGAGAUCUUUGUAAUGAGUUUGAUCGAUUGCAAAAUGUGGACUCCCUGGUUCUUCGCAAUCUUUGCCUGAUGUCUCCAGUAAUCGAGUAUUGGAGCAGCAACGAAUGCACCUUUACAAAUCGAAUUUCGAGUCUUUGUUUCCAUAGUAUUUGGUUUGAUCAUGCCGAAGAUAUCGACAAUUUUGUGUCGAUAAUAUCUGGAAGCGUCAAAAAAUUGUAUCUUUCCGAUUGCAGCGCGAAAACAAUUUUGAAUAUAGGAGGACGGCUUCGUAAUCUCCACAGUAAACUUGAAGUCCUUUAUAUUGCCAUCGAUCAUCGAACGUUUCGAACUGUCGAUCAUGCACACCAAUUGUUUAAAGAAAUAUCUGAUUUAACCGACAAGUUGCAUAUUUGUGCCUGUUUCUCGCGUUUUGUCUACCAACCUGGUUUCCGAAUACUUGUGAGUGUCAUCUCUUUAUUGCCUGAAUUCCAUCAAAUAACUACGGUAGAAUUGGAUUUGGGGCCUUUGCGAAAGAAUAUGCGAACCUAUGAUCAGUUUUUUACUGGUCUACCUCAAAUGUCACAGCUACGUGUUCUGCGCUUAUUUGGCUUUCCGAUUAAUUAUGGCUGCAUGGAUCUUUGGAAGGCAAUAUUGCGGUCUGUCGCACAGUUAUCACAGAUUACUGAAUUUUCAGUAAUCAAUUUGCUAAGAAAUAUUCGAACCGAUGAAUUGAAGGCUUUCUGCGGCUCGCUGCCUGCUAAUUUGAGCACGUUCGCGCUCCAUCACGUUCACCAGUUGCAAGACGACCACUUUAGCCUUAUCGCUCAGCGUUGUCCUCGAUUGGACACGUUAUAUGUUCGUGACCUGCGAUCAGUAACAUCAGAGGGCAUAAUGAAAGCUCUGAUGGAGUUCCGAAUGUUAACUAAGAUAGCGGUAUGUCAUUCGGGUCCAGUUACAAAGGAAGCCUACGAAUUACUGGCCAAUCGUGAAGCUAUGCCUCAUAUUGAAGCUGUCAUUUUGGGUGGUAAUCGAGACCAUCAGAGCGGUACCGUCUUGGAUGCUCUGUUGCGUCGACUGCCACAAUUCCGCGUGAUGGGCACAUGGAAUCGAUGGCGUGAUUGUGAGUACCAUCUGUGGCGUAGUAAUAAGGCAUACAAAGAGUUACUGGACGCGUCAUGCUACGCUGAUUGUCCAGGAUGCGGCAAAGACGUGAGCCUGAUUGAUGAUGAUGAUGACAUCCCGUAG